This is a messenger RNA of Beauveria bassiana ARSEF 2860, 1806 nucleotides long. Its product is annotated as glycoside hydrolase family 13. Bases 1 to 1806 code for a protein of 601 amino acids. The record is from RefSeq and is a predicted model, not a curated record. Gene Ontology annotation, molecular function: alpha-amylase activity. The transcript has a single exon. Lineage: Eukaryota; Fungi; Ascomycota; Sordariomycetes; Hypocreales; Cordycipitaceae. Gene Ontology annotation, biological process: oligosaccharide catabolic process.
AUGACCGUCAUCGGGAGAGAGAAGAAGUGGUGGAAGCAGGCCUCCAUCUACCAGAUUUACCCUGCCUCCUUUUGCGACUCCAACGGAGAUGGCAUCGGCGAUAUCCCUGGCAUCACUUCCAAGCUGGACUACAUUGCCGGCCUCGGCGUCGACGCCAUCUGGGUGUGUCCCAUGUACGACAGCCCGCAGGUCGACAUGGGCUACGACAUUGCCAACUACGAGGACGUCUACCGCCCGUACGGCACUGUCCAGGACAUGGAGACGCUGAUCCGCGAGACGCACGCCCGCGGCAUGCGCAUCAUGCUCGACCUCGUCAUCAACCACACCUCGGACCAGCACGCCUGGUUCAAGGAGUCGCGCGCCAGCAAGGACAGCCCCAAGCGCGACUGGUACAUUUGGAAGCCCGCCAGACACUCUCCCACCACCGGCGAGCGCCUCCCGCCCAACAACUGGCGCUCCAACUUUGGCGGCGGCAGCGCCUGGGAGUGGGACGAGGCCACCCACGAGUACUACCUCCAUCUCUUCGCCGCGGAGCAGCCCGACCUCAACUGGGAGAACCCGGUCACGCGCCGCGCCAUCUACGCCUCGGCCAUGGAGUUUUGGCUCGCCCGCGGCGUCGACGGCUUCCGCGUCGACACGGUCAACAUGUACAGCAAGCACCAGGACUACCCCGACGCCCCCGUCACUGACCCCGGGGCCGCCUACCAGCCUGCCGGCUCCGUCUACUGCAACGGGCCCCGCAUGCACGAGUUCCUCUCCGAGAUGAACGCCAUCCUCGCCCGCCACGGCGCCAUCACCGUCGGCGAGCUGCCCUGCACGCCCGACAUGGCCAGGGUGGUCAGGUACGUCAGCGCCAGGGAGAAGCAGCUCGACAUGGUUUUUCAGUUUGACCUUGUCGACGUUGGCUUUGGCAAGACGCACAAGUUUGACACGACGCCCCGCAGCUGGACGCUGCCCGACGUCAAGGCCGCCGUCGAGCGCACCCAGAGCAUCAUCCGCGGCACCGACGCCUGGACCACGGCCUUUAUCGAAAACCACGACCAGUCCCGCUCCGUGUCGCGCUUCGCCGACGACAGCCCGCAGUACCGCGUCGCCGGCGCCAAGCUGCUCGCGCUCAUGCAGUCCUGCCUCAGCGGCACGCUGUACGUCUAUCAGGGCCAGGAGAUUGGCUGCGUCAACGCCCCCAAGGCCGGCUACCCGCCCGAAAAUUACCUCGAUAUUGACAGCUCUUCCUACUACAAGAUGGUUCGGGAGCGCCACGGCGCCGACAACCCGGCCGAGCUGGACCGCGCCUUUGCCGCCAUGCAAUAUCUCGCCCGCGACCACGCUCGCGUGCCCAUGGCCUGGGACGGCACCGCCAAGCACGCCGGCUUCUCCGAUCCCGCCAUCAAGGCCGGCCGCGACGUCGCCGAGCCCUGGAUGAAGACGCACCCCCUCGCCGCCGAGAUCAACGUCGCGGCGCAGCUCGACGACCCCGGCAGCGUGCUCGCCUUUUGGCGCAGGAUGCUCGCGUUUCGCAAGGAGCACGCCGACGUGCUGGUGUACGGCGACUACACGGGUCUGCAAGAGGACAACGAGGAGACGUACAUGUUUCUCAAAGAAGCGCAGGGCGGCUCGCAGCGGGCGCUCGUGGUCCUCAACUUUACCAAGGAGCCGCAGACGUGGACUGUGCCGUCUGCCUCGGAGCUCGGACUAACGGAACAGGAUUCGGUCAAGUUGACGCGCAUCCUGUCUACGCAUGACGGUAAGGAUGAAGGACAGAAUCUACAUCCUUUUGAAGGUCAAGUCUUUACUAUCAGUGCGUAA